UCCAAACCCAGCAACCCUCACGCUAUAUAUAUUUCUUAAGAUCCCUCCUGGCUCUUUCAUCCAGAGGACUAGCCAUCUGUCAGCACAAUGCCAAGCAAACCUGCGCCCAUCAAGAAGUCCCCAGUCAAGCAGGCGGCCAAGAAGGCUCCUGCGCCUGCGCUCGUCCCGGAGCCUGAACCGGCCCCCGUAGAGGCUGCACCUGCGGAUGCUGCACCUGUGGAAGCUGCUGCGAUUGAGGAGACAGCUCCCGCACCCGAGGGAGAAGCAGCCCCAGCAGAGGACACCCCCACUGCCGAAGGAGGCACCCCAGCUGCUGCUGCUGAAGACGACGCUGCUACUCCUGCUGCAGAUGUUCCCGCAGACGCGGAAGCUGCUGUCGUUGAAGAGCCACCAAAGGCCUCCACGCCUCCACCUCCUGCAGUCCCCACCAGCGCUCCUCUGGACGUAUCUGUGGAGGAUGUGACCGAUUCCAGCCUCACCAUUAAAUGGAGCUCGCCGGAGACCAUCGGAGCCUCCGGCCUGGACGGAUACACCAUCGAGUACUGCAAGGAUGGAACCACAGACUGGGUUGUGGCUCAAGAGGAGCUGACCCCAACUAAUCUCUUCUGCAUGAAGAAUCUCACAGCCUAUGACCUGCUGCAUGUGCGCGUGGUGGCUGUAAACCGGGGCGGCCGCAGUGAACCUGGAACACUUGCUGAGCCUGUGCCCAUCCGGGAAAUUGGUGAGCGUCCCAGGAUCCGCAUUCCCCGCAUUCUGAAAUCCUGCUAUGUCAAGCAGGUUGGAGAGCAGAUCAAUCUGGUCAUCCCCUUUCUUGGAAAGCCCAAACCUGUGGUGUCCUGGCUGAAGGACGGGCAGCCUGUGGAUCCAAGGGUCAACAUCAGGAACAGUGACAAGGACAGCAUCAUAUUUAUCCGCCAAGCUCAGAGGGAGGACUCUGGUGUUUAUGAGAUUACCGUCAAAGUGGACAGCUUUGAGGACCAAUCCACCAUCACCCUUCAAAUUGUGGACCGGCCUGGCAGUCCUGCCAAUGUGAAGCUGGUGGACACCUGGGGCUUCAACGCUGCUCUUGAAUGGACACCUCCCAAGGAUAACGGCAACACAGAGAUCACUGGAUACACCAUCCAGAAGGCCGACAGGAAAACCGGGGAAUGGUUCUCGGUGCUGGAGCACUACCACAGGCUAACUACCACCGUCACAGAUCUCAUCAUGGGCAACGCAUACUCCUUCAGAGUGUUCGCUGAGAACCAAGUGGGCAUCAGUGAGAUGAGCACUGUCACCAAGGGGGUGGCCACCAUCCAGAAGACAGGUAUCGUCUACACGCCUCCCGAGUACCCGGAGCGUGACUACAGCGAGGCACCCAGGUUCACAACACCCCUCAUUAACCGCGCUGCCACUGUGGGAUACACCACCAAGCUGCUGUGCUCUGUCCGUGGAAGCCCCAAGCCUAAGAUCGAGUGGUUGAAGAAUCAGGUGAUCAUUGGAAACGAUCCCAAGUUUCGUCAGAACUCGACCCAGGGCAUUUGCUCCCUCGAGAUCCGUAAGCCCUGCUGCUUCGAUGGCGGUGUGUACACCUGCAGAGCCAAGAACGAGCAGGGGGAGGCCGUGGUCUCCUGCAAGUUGGAGGUCAAACGUACGUAUCUAAAGGCAAAUGGAGGAUCAAGUUUUCCAAAUCUAUUGAGGUCACAAAAUGUACCCAAAUAAUUUGUUCCUUAUUUUAGGAAAUAAGCAUAUUCACACAAGAGUUGGAUGAGAAGAUCGAUACCACUUUCAUGUGUGCUAAAUAUGAAUCUAAAACCAGCAGCUGGUUAGCUAUGCAUAAAGACUGAAGGCAUAUCCAAAGUUUACUUAUUGACAAGUUAUGUUGUUGUUUUAUAUUUUUAAAAUGACAUGUUGUUAGAAGAUGUGAAAAGUUAAACAGUAACCUUCAGAGGUAGGCUGUUUUGUUUCACAUGGAUUGUUUACCACUGUUUACAGUCUGUAUGCUAAGCUAAGCUAAAUAGCUGUUGACUGUUGUUUGAUAUUAAGCAAACAGACAGGAAAGUGGUAUCGUUUCAUUUGCUUUUUCAUGAACUCCAAGCAAGAAAACAAAUAAGUGCAUUUACCAAAAUGUCAAACUAAUCAUUUACAUUUGGGACAUUUGGAGAACCUGUUAUUGGUCCCAGUUAAUGAUUGCAGUUUCCAAGUCUACACAUUUUAACCAAUAAUGUACCAGAAAUGUAUUCCAUAAAAAAAACAUAUUUAAACUGUCUAUUCCUCUCCUGACAGAGGUUAUUCUUUCAGAGGCUGACAAGGAGAAGAGCAAAUAAAUCAACCCCCAACUCUAGAGGUAAGAAACAGAGAAAUAUCCACUGCUGUGCGAGACAGCCUUAGAUUGUUCAACAAUCUUGCUAUAUAUCUUUCUCCAUUUUCUCAUAAACAAAAUUUCCUUUGAUGUGUUGCUAACGCUAACACUGCUCAUUACGGCUUUGACGCCCCAUAAGAGACAGACACAGUUGUUUGAGAUACAGAUCUGCUCUUUUGCCAGCUGACCAGCCAUGCGAUGCAGUGUUCUUAAACUCAUAGCAUCAAAUUAAAACCAGUAACAGCUCAUUUGUCCUUCCUUCUUGCCCUCCUCUUAUCUUCUCAUCAGAGCAGCUCACUCCUGCUCCCUCCUCAUCCCUGCUUUUGGAUGUGGUAAUCUGGCAAAGAUUAAUGUCAGUCAAAUAGAAAUACCAAAUUUGCUGUUUUUACAGGGUUAAUAUUUCUAUUUAUACCCUCACUAUUAGGCAGACGCAUUUGAGUUUGGGCAUUGGCACUUUCAUGUAAGCUUUUCAAAGGCCCAAGUGGUGUAGCCUUUCACGGAAAGCCAGGAGGAUUUACUCGCAGUGUAAUUUCAACUGCUGACAAGAGAAGACUCAUUAAAGCAUUUUAAAAUGGAGUGACGAGAGAAGGUGGCAAGAUUUAGAAAGAAGGGAAAAGGAGAUGGAGAAGAAAAGGGUAAUUUAAGCAGGGAAGAACGAUUAAACAGAUUAAAUAAUAUGUUGUUGGUAAAUGGAUGUAAAGAAUAGUUGAAGGUUGUAAGAGUUGAUAAUGGUUUUAUCUUACUGUGAAAGACAUAUCACUGCUUCUUUUUGCGGCGCUGUGAAACACGAUCCCUUUCAUCCCGGCUGUACAUUCAAAAUAUGUGCGCAAGGGGCCAAUUAGAUUAUUUACUACCUUUUUUAGAUUGUAGGUCUCUCAUAUACUGUAUAUAUCCCCUCGCCUCUUAACCUCGUUUCUCCUCCCACUUACUGACCACCUUCUUAGCAUACGUAGGUCUUGACUAGAAUCGGUGUGGGCCUACACUUAGCACCCUCUGGUUCUACCUCAAAUAAACGUUGUUCUCUCUGUCGCACGUUCGCUAUAGUUCGUGCUGUUGGUACCGUAACCGUUAGUGUGGUGAGAGGCAAUCGAAAUGCUCCCAAUCUCGUAAUAUGCACCUUUUUAAGAAAUGUACACAUGUUCUAGCAGAAACCCAAAAUGCAAGCGUGGACCUAAAUAUGAGCAUUUAAGUGUUUGCUCUCUGGUGGACAAACAAGUCUCUUGGGUCAUUUUGUAUUAACAGAGUUUUUCUCACAUGCCUCCACGGAAUGUGGACCGUAUCUAACAGCACCAACACUAUA
Molecule: messenger RNA, 3641 nt
Organism: Cyclopterus lumpus (lumpfish)
Lineage: Eukaryota; Metazoa; Chordata; Actinopteri; Perciformes; Cyclopteridae
Gene: mybpha
Product: myosin binding protein Ha
Exons: 11
Coding region: 88-1701 (537 amino acids)
Molecular function (GO): protein binding
Source: RefSeq, a predicted model, not a curated record